UCACGUGAUCAUAGAGAGCAGCUGGUGCGAGGAGCUGCACGCGGAGUUUAACAGCUGCUGUAACAGGAAGUGUGGAGCAGCCCUUCAGAAUAAGAGCGUGAUGGGGGAGCGUCAGCUGCUGGAGGAGGUUCUGUCUCUGGUUCUGCAGAGGAUCUCUGUGGAGGAGAACGUGAGGAGCAGCGAGCAAGAGUUAGUAGCAGUGGUGCGCGGGCUGGAGGCCGGACGGCAGCGCUGGCUGAACGCUGAGCUGCAGCUCCAGGAGCACGAGCUGCUUCUCAAACACACCAAGGAGCAGCUGCUGAGGAGCGAGGUGCAGCUCAAACACUCCAGGAACCAGCUGGACCUCGAGCUGAGGAAGCGCUGCAGGAUAGAGAGGGACUACCACUACCUG
Trematomus bernacchii (emerald rockcod) is the source of this 391-nucleotide messenger RNA. Its product is annotated as rac GTPase-activating protein 1-like. The record is from RefSeq and is a predicted model, not a curated record. Lineage: Eukaryota; Metazoa; Chordata; Actinopteri; Perciformes; Nototheniidae.